Messenger RNA from Mercurialis annua (annual mercury), 736 nucleotides. RefSeq lists its product as uncharacterized. The record is from RefSeq and is a predicted model, not a curated record. The coding region runs from base 73 to 627 and encodes 184 amino acids. The transcript is spliced from 3 exons. Gene Ontology annotation, molecular function: fatty acyl-CoA hydrolase activity. NCBI's taxonomy places the organism in Eukaryota, Viridiplantae, Streptophyta, Magnoliopsida, Malpighiales, Euphorbiaceae.
AACCAAUAAUAAAUAGCCGCCCAACACGAGCUAAACUUACCAAAAAUCAAGCGAUUGCAGGUAAUCGCCACCAUGACCAAAACCCCAACCAGCGUUGCCGCCAAUAAUUUCCUUUCAGAAAAAAUAGCCUCUACCUCAACGGCGGCGACGAUUAGUCUAAAUAAUCCGCCUCCUGAAUCAGUAGGCUACAUAACAGAAUUUUUCUCCGACACGACAAUUCCCGACAAAUCCCUGAGCUACAAUUUUUAUUCUCAUUUCAUUUCCCAUAUCCUAAAACCUGACCUAGUCCAACGUGGCCGUGUUUCCUGCACCGCCACUGUCCUACCCUCCGUUAUCAAUUCUUAUAAUGGACUACACGGUGGAGCUGUGGCCGCCAUAGCUGAGAGAGUGGCGAUUGCUUGUGCUAGAACCGUCGUGGCAGAAGAUAAAGAAAUAUUUCUUGGUGAAUUGAGUAUGUCUUAUCUCUCCGCCGCACAACAAAAUGAAGUUUUGGUGGUUGAUGGAUCUGUGGUGAGGAGUGGAAGAAAUUUGACGGUCGUUGCGAUGGAGUUCAAGAUCAAGGAAACUCAAAAGCCGGUGUAUUUGGCUCGUGCUACCUUCUACCACAUGCCUGUCGCCAAGCUAUGAUUUUCCGGUGGUUGCAGACUGCCGGAAAAUGGAUCCCCGGCGUCGUUGUAUUCAGUUUCAGAUUCAACAAUAUUGUCGAUUUAGCAAAUAAUGAAAAAUUCUUAAUAUA